UUCACUCAGAGGCGACUCUGCACUGGGUGAGGUGCAGCCUGUCACCUGACCAGCUCUGGAGCUGCCAGUGGCAUCAGGCUGCAUUCCUUGAAUUCUUCACCCAGCACUACCGCCACCGCAAUGAACAACUUCAGGUUCACUGAGCUGAGGGGAUUCCAUCUGCUGUGCCCUCGGAGUCCGCUGCCCGAGUCUCGCGCCCAGGCUCAAAACCUAUAGCUGAGUAACAGCAAGCUGCCUGUCUUUGAGGAGUAGCACGCAGAGAGUGUCAAAGAAGACCUCAAAUUCUGGAGAAAAAUGACCUUUCAAGGACUACGAAGUAUAUACUUCCUGCUGCAUGUUUCUAUCUUACUAACCUGUGAUAACUGAAACACGUGGUCCUGGGGCUGCCGAAGGUCAAUUGCUUAUCAAAUUUCCCAUCAUGCAUCAGCUGUUCAGACUGGUUUUAGGACAAAAAGAUCUUUCCCGCGCCGGGGACCUCUUCUCUUUAGAUGACUCUGAGAUUGAAGACAGCCUGACAGAAGCUCUGGAACAAAUUAAAAUAAUUAGCUCAUCUUCCGAUUACCAAACCAAUAACAAUGACCAGGCAGUGGUUGAAAUCUGUAUCACGCGAAUCACAACAGCCAUCAGAGAGACAGAGUCCAUUGAAAAGCAUGCCAAGGCCCUUGUGGGGCUCUGGGACUCCUGCUUGGAACACAACCUGAGACCCUCUGGGAAAGACGAAGACACUCCGCAUGCAAAAAUUGCUUCUGAUAUCAUGAGUUGCAUUUUACAGAAUUACAACCGGCCCCCUGUGAUGGCGUUAGCCAUCCCCAUAGCAGUGAAAUUCCUCCACAGAGGCAACAAGGAACUGUGCAGGAAUAUGUCCAACUACCUGUCCCUGGCUGCAAUCACCAAGGCGGAUCUUCUGGCUGAUCACACAGACGUUAUAGUAAAGAGCAUACUCCAAGGUAAUGCCAUGUUGUUGAGGGUGUUACCUGCUGUGUAUGAAAAGCAGCCUCAGCCAAUUAACAGACACCUGACAGAACUCCUGGCCUUGAUGUCUCAGCUGGAACAACCAGAACAGUACCAUCUUCUACGGCUUUUACAUGUAGCUGCAAAGAGAAAGCAACCAGAGGUGGUUCAGAAGUGUAUUCCUUUCCUAAUCAGGCAUUUGAAAGACUCAACCCAUAAUGAUGUCAUCCUAAACAUCCUCAUAGAGAUAGCAGGCUAUGAACCUGUGGCUUUGAACAGUUUUCUUCCCAUGCUGAAAGAGAUUGGUGAGAGAUUCCCCUACCUCAUCGGACAAAUGGCGAGAAUCUAUGGAGCUGUGGGGCAUGUGGAUGAAGAGAGAGCCAGGAGCUGCCUGCCAUUCCUGGUGAGUCAGCUGGCCAACAUGGAACAUUCGUUUCAUCAUAUUCUCCUGCUGGAGAUUAAGAGCAUCACUGAUGCUUUCUCCUCCAUCCUGGGCCCUCAGAGCAGAGAUAUCUUCCGCAUGAGCAACAGCUUCACUGCCAUUGCCAAGCUUCUUACCCAACAACUGGAAACUACCAAGGCCAGAAGCAGCAGGAGAAAACCCAGCAAUGAAAUUGAAUUCCCUGAGAAGCUGGAAGAAAUCAAGUUCACUGUAGCUGAAGAUGAAGACCAUGAAAAGCUCCAAGUUAAAAUACAGGCUUUUGAAGACAAAAUAAAUGCUGAGAGCAAUACUCCUAGCUCUAUAAGAAGAUAUAGUUUGGGCCAAUUUUCUAAGGAAGAAAGAAAAGACAUUAGAUUUAACAGGUCAAAGAGUUUGGCUUUGCACACUGUGCUAACAAAGAGCAUGAGUUCAGAUGAUGGGGAAAUUGUAGAGAGUGGAGAUAUGCCAGCUAGGAUCAUUCUUUCAGAAACAGAUCCACUUAGCCAAGGAAACGACAAGUUGCCCUUUAAGGCAAACUCUGACAGAUCACAGCUGAGAAAUUCUUCAGUUUCACACCCAAGUAUUAUACAUACAGAAUCAGAGAAUUUGCCAGAAACAGUUAAAGAAAACUGCCAGGAGGAAACUCCAGAAACAACUGCAAGUCCUGUAGAAUACCAAGAUAAGCUCUACUUGCACUUAAAGGAGAAUUUCAGUGAAGUAAAGGCAUACGCUGUGGAAAUCGGAAAGAAGAUUCCAAUCCCUGAUCAGUGUACCAUUGAAGAUUCUGUUAGAAGUUGUGUAGCAAAGUUGUUCUUUACCUGCUCCCUGAAGGGUCAUUACUGCCUCUACAGUAAAUCCAGUUUUAUUCUCAUCAGCCAAGAGCCUCAGCCAUGGAUCCAGAUCAUGUUCCUCUUUCAGCAGAGCCUGUUUCCUGAGCCACUGUCUAUACAGAGUCAUUCUGUACAAUUCCUCAGAGACCUGUGGGAGAAGACCCAGGCAGACGGUGCUCACAGCUUUGAAACAGCCAUGAUGGAGUCCACAUUUCCACAGCAGAAGGAUCUGGACCAGGUACAGCUCCAUCUGGAAGAAGUGAGAUUCUUUGAUGUAUUUGGCUUCAGCGAAGCAGCAGGAGCAUGGCAAUGCUUCAUGUGCAACAACCCCGAGAAAGCGACUGUUGUAAACCAAGAUGGCCAGCCUCUCAUAGAAGGAAAACUUAAAGAGAAGCAAGUCAGAUGGAAGUUCAUCAAAAGGUGGAAAACUCGUUAUUUUACGCUGGCCGGAAAUCAACUUCUGUUUCAAAAAGGAAAGUCUAAAGAUGAUCCUGAUGACUCCCCAAUAGAACUCAGCAAAGUACAGAGUGUGAAAGUUGUGGCCAGGAAACGCAGGGACCGCUCCCUCCCUCGGGCUUUUGAAAUCUUCACAGACAAUAAAACCUAUGUUUUCAAGGCCAAGGAUGAGAAGAAUGCAGAAGAGUGGCUCCAGUGCAUCAAUGUGGCUGUUGCCCAAGCAAAAGAAAGGGAAAGUAGAGAAGUAACCACAUAUCUGUAGGGAUUUGCAAGCCGACCUCACACUGAUUGUAUACAAUGGGCAUUGCAUUAUCACUGCCAAUGUCAAGAAAGAAGAGAUAAAUUAGCCAAGUCACAUUGUGUUUUUACUGAAUGGAACAGUUUUCCCUAAGAAGCAGAACCCAAAAGUGGCAGGAUUUUUAUACAUUUCGUAUUCUAAUGGCACCUGCAUUAACUCCAGAACAUCUGUAUGAUGCAUUCAGGAAAAGGAGCUACAGAUGAUACAGGGAAGAAAGGGGAGAGUCAGGGAUCUAGGAACCCCUGUAGAUAUGCCAUUGUAAGUUGUAAGAAUACAACUUCACAAGGUACCUGAAAUACUUAUCCCAAGGAAAGAUUAAGCACCUCUGAUGAAAACUAUAGUCUGUCAAAGUAUUAGAAGAAAAGUAAAGCCCUAUGAGGAAAAGUCAAACAUAUAAUGUAAUAUAGACAUACAAUUAUGUUUAUUCUUUCCUAAUGCAAAUGAGGCUAACACAUGGUAAAAUUGUUCUCAAGUGAAGACAGUUAUGUAAUUAAAUGUCUGUCUUUCCGAACAACUUAUCUGAUUGUUCUGUUUAGGUUCACAUAACAUGAUCUAAAGUUUAGGUACUUAGAUAUAUCUAUUGCCCAAGGCAGUAAGUGUAAGCUACAACAAGCACAGAAAACCAUUUUCACCAUCUUCAAAGUAUGUGCCAUUUCCAUCAAGUUUUGAGAUGUUACAGUUCUAUACUUUUCUUCCUUAUAUUCAGUCGUUUAAUAUCUCCAAAUUACAUUUUAUGGUUUUUUCCAUCACUCAUGUUAAAAAAAAAAAUUAAGCUGUGGUGGGCAGAAUUAUAGGAUGAUUCCCAAUGGUCUAUACCCUGACCCUUCCCCUUGACUUAUAACUUGCUUCUAACUAAUAAAAUAUGGCAAAAAGAAUAGGAUAGUCUCUCCCAUGACUAUGGUACAUUACGUGGCAAAGGUGAAGAAGUUUCUUAAUCAACUGACUUUGAGUCAGUCAAAAGGAUGUGCACAAAAGUGUGCAUGAUCUAAUCACAUGAACCCUUUAAAAAAGAGUGAACAAGUCAGAGACUCUCUCUUCCACUGGCUUUGAAUAAGCAAACUGCAAUGAAUUCUACAACUUUAAGGGAAUGGAUUUUGCCAACAACCAAUGAGCUUGGAAGAAGAUCCCAGCCCCAGCCAACAUCUUGACUGCAGCUUUGCAAAACCCUGAGCAGAGGACCUGGGUAAGCCAUGCUUGGACAUAUGACCCAGGAGAACUUUGAGAUAAUAAAUAUAUGCUGUUUUAAGUGA
Messenger RNA from Lynx canadensis (Canada lynx), 4206 nucleotides. It is a transcript of the gene VEPH1, whose product is annotated as ventricular zone expressed PH domain containing 1. Gene Ontology annotation, cellular component: plasma membrane. NCBI's taxonomy places the organism in Eukaryota, Metazoa, Chordata, Mammalia, Carnivora, Felidae. Gene Ontology annotation, molecular function: phosphatidylinositol-5-phosphate binding. Gene Ontology annotation, biological process: regulation of signal transduction. The transcript is spliced from 14 exons. The coding region runs from base 419 to 2920 and encodes 833 amino acids. The record is from RefSeq and is a predicted model, not a curated record.